UGUUUCUCCACAGAACCCGCAGCAGAACGACCCGAGGAUGGAUCACCAUUCAGCCAGGGAACCGGAGCGGGAACCGGGGGAUGCGGGGGACCUGUACCCGGGGGAGCCUGCUAGCCUCUCUGCUGAGGACAUCAGCUCCAGCUCCAACGGACCCAAACAAGACCAGCUGUUUGACGACGACACCGAGGAUCUGUUUGCAGAGGCCACCGAGGAGGUGUCGCUGGACAGUCCGGAGAGGGACGUCCUUCUGUCCGAAGGGCCGUCUCCCGCCAUCACCCCCAUCACCCCGCCCAUCUCCGUCAUCACGCCGCGGCUCGGCCACGCCUACGACGACAUGUUCACACACUCCUCCUUCGACGAGAUGGAGGAGGACGACGGCAGCGACGCCUUCGACAUCCACAUAUCCGUGUCCGACCCGGAGAAAGUGGGUGACGGGAUGAACGCCUACAUGGCCUACAAAGUCUCCACCAAGACGUCCAUGUCCCUGUUCAAGCUGCAGGAUUUCUCGGUGAAGAGACGCUUCAGCGACUUCCUGGGUCUGCACGGGAAACUGGCGUCCAAGUAUCUGCACGUCGGCUACAUCGUCCCGCCGGCCCCGGAGAAAAGCAUCGUGGGGAUGACGAAGGUGAAGGUCGGGAAAGAGGAUCAGUCGUCCAACGACUUCGUGGAGAAGAGGAGGUCUGCCCUGGAGAGGUACCUGAUGCGGACGGUGAAACAUCCCGUCCUGCUGAAGGAUCCGGACGUGCUGCAGUUCCUGGAGAGUUCGGAGCUGCCGCGGGCCGUCAACACGCAGGCGCUGAGCAGCGCCGGACUGCUGCGGAUGGUCAACAAGGCCGCCGACGCCGUCAACAAGAUGACCAUCAAGAUGAACGAGUCCGACGCCUGGUUCGAGGAGAAGCAGCAACACUUCGAGAACCUGGACGUCCAGUUGAGGAAACUUCACGCCAGCGUUGAGUCUCUGGUCUGUCACAGGAAAGAGCUGUCGGGGAACACGGCCCAGUUCGCCCGCUCGGCGGCCAUGUUGGGCAACAGCGAGGACCACACGGCUCUGUCCCGGGCUCUGUCCCAGCUGGCCGAGGUGGAGGAGAAGAUCGACGCGCUGCACCAGGACCAGGCCAGCGCCGACUUCCACCUGCUGUCGGAGCUGCUGGGGGACUACGUUAGGCUGAUCAACUCUGUCAAGGCCGUCCUGGACCAGCGCGUCAGGACGUGGCAGAAGUGGCAGGAUUCUCAGCUGCUGCUGCAGAAGAAACGAGAGGCUGAAGCUAAACUGCAGUUUACCAACAAACCGGACAAGCUGCAGCAGGCCAAGGACGACAUCAAGGAGCUGGAGGACAAGGUCCAGCAGGGGGAGCGGGACUUUGAGCAAAUCUCCAAGACCAUCCGCAAGGAGGUCAGCAGGUUCGAGAGGGACCGAGUAAAGGACUUUAAAAUGAUCAUAAUUAAAUACCUGGAGUCGCUGGUUCAGACGCAACAGCAGCUGAUCAAGUACUGGGAGGCCUUCCUACCUGAAGCCAAGGCCAUCUCAUAAACUACACUACCCACAAUGCACCUCCCCUCCAGCCCCGCCCCCACUUCCUGUUUGAGACCAGAGUGAAGAAGAGGAGCCAGAAUCAGCUCAGACUUUUCUGUGGUUGAGAACGAAGCAGCAAACAACGUUAACGGACAUUCAUUCUGACAAAAUAUCGGUUUUUAAAUUUAAACCUGAACGUCUAGUGUAUCAUUCCCAUCUUUCAUCAAUAUGAUUAUUGUUUUUUUGUACUUUUCCUGCUGAGAAAGCUCUUCCAUACCCGUGACUGAAAACUACAUUACCCAUGAGCACCAGCUACGGAACAGUAGUAAGGAGAAAAAUGAAAAUAACAUUUUAAAGGAGGAAGAUCUUUUUUUCAUUAUGCACUUCGAGAAAAAAGUCUAAAUUUUGAGAAAAAGGUACAUUUCGUGAAUAAAAUUGAAAUGUUGAGAAAAAAGGUGAAAUUUCGACUUUAUUCGCGAAAUUUCGACUUUCUUCACGAAAUUGUAUUUCAACAUUAAUCUCGACAUUUCGACUUUUUUCUCGAAGUGCAUAACGAAAAAAAAUCUUCCUCUAAGAUAUUUUUUUUCUUUCUCCUGCCUGGCCCUGAUACUCUUCCGUACAUGUGACUAGAAACUACAUUACCCAUGAGCACCGGCAGCAGAUGAAAUGAGAAGUUAGUUUUCCUGUUCUCGUCCAGAGAGUCUCUCCCCUCUCCGUUGCCCAGCAACCGAGCCGGCGGGUGUUCUGCUGGGAUGUGUAACGCUGCAGUGCAUUGUGGGUAGUCGCGGCUGAUUUCUGCUCCUCUAGUUGCCUCGGUUUGGCGUCGACGCCCCGCGGCGGCUCUUCUUCUUCUUCUAUUCCGAGUCGCCAGAAUGUUGAAGUUUCUGAGCUUUUAUUUUGAAGGUUGGAACUCGAGCAGCUGGACCCUCACUUCCUCUCAUGCCCCUUCAAAAUAAGAGCCUGUGUUUGUGUUGCUGCAUGAUCGAGAGUGAAGGCAACAUUUCCCUGUUUUUGUUGUUUGAUCCGGAGCUAAUCAUCUCAUUUUUAUACAAAGCUUUUUCAGGAUUCGCAUGAUCGUCUGCAGGUCCGAAUCAGACGUCUGUCCAAGCCCGUUUUCCGUCCGUCUUUGGUGAAUGUUCCGUCCCUCGUAGCGUAGCGCUGUGUAGCGCUGCGCCGCGCCGCGGCAACAACUUUAGUUAUUAUUAUUAUUAUUUCAAACCAACCAUUUCUGCUGCAGGCGGCGCUCGUUAGACACGUGUCUUCUGAUUGGUGGAACUGGACGUCCCUCUUGUUGGACGUCUCUCUUUCGACCUUUUUCUCGAUAUUUCGACUUUUUUCUCGAUAUUUCGACUUUUUUUCUUGACAUUUCAAGUUUUUUCUCGAGAUUGCACUUCAAAAUUAAUCUCAAAAUUUCGAUUUUUAUUAUCGUUAUUAUUAUUAUUAUUAUUAUUAUUAUUAUUAUUAUUAUUAUUAUUAUUAUUAUUAUUAUUAUUAUUAUUUCAAACCAACCAUUUCUGCUGCGGGCAGCGCUCGUUAGACAGCUGUCUUCUGAUUGGUUGAGCUCCUGGAGGCCUGCGGAUGAGGGGGCGGGGCUCUAGCUAAGCUCUGCCUCCAAACGUACCGACGUUCCUCGUUUAAAUGCAGGUCAGGUAUUUGUGGGCGGGGCUUCAGCCUUUCCGUCCAAUCAGUUGACGUCCAAUCAGACCAAUGACAUCACCUGGGGGCGGGGCUUCGUGGACACGCCCACGUUACUUUAUUGAAGUUAUAAAAGUUAUGACGGUUAUUAAAGUCCUGCAGACUCCGGGGUUUUAGUUUCGGCCCCACCAGAGUAAAAAAUCGAAAUCUUGAGAAAAAAGUCGAAAUGUUGAGAAAAAAGUCGAAAUGUUGAGAUUAAUGUUGAAAUACAAUUUCAAGAAAAAAGUCGAAAUUUUGUGAAGUCGAAAUUUUAUGAAUAGAGUCGAAAUUUCGAGAAUAAAGUUAAAAUACAUUUCGACCUUUUUCUCGAAAUUGUAUUUCAACAUUACACCGGAGUCGUCUCAGACGUCCAGAACCUGCAGAGGACCCGGACCCAGACCCGGACCCGGACCUGGAACCAGACCGGGACCCAGACCUGAACCUGGACCUGGACCGGGACCCGACCGAACCUGAACCCACGUGAUUGAAGACUUUUGUUGUUGGAUCUUUGACGUUGUUGCUGCAGAACCUCCUGAAACGUUGAUUUGAUUUGUCUGUAUUUUGUUUCUGGUCCGGUUCGUCUCGACGUCCCCGCGGUGGACGGACGUCCCAGACGCUAAUAAAGGAAUGUAUCUCCUCCA
Cololabis saira (Pacific saury) is the source of this 3828-nucleotide messenger RNA. It is a transcript of the gene snx2, whose product is annotated as sorting nexin 2. Gene Ontology annotation, biological process: early endosome to Golgi transport. The coding region runs from base 38 to 1531 and encodes 497 amino acids. Gene Ontology annotation, cellular component: endosome; endosome membrane. NCBI's taxonomy places the organism in Eukaryota, Metazoa, Chordata, Actinopteri, Beloniformes, Belonidae. The transcript has 15 exons. The record is from RefSeq and is a predicted model, not a curated record. Gene Ontology annotation, molecular function: phosphatidylinositol binding.